UUACAACGUGGCACCAGGACAAUAUCAACCGCUUAUAAGAGCUGUUAAUAAUAAUGAAAUAAUUAUGCAAAAUAUGAAAUGGGGAUUGGUUCCAUUUUGGACAAAGACAUCCCCGGAUUAUCCAAAUAUCAUUAAUUGUCGUGAUGACUCAUUACUUGAUGGUGGUAAAUCAAUGUUUACAUCGAUGAAGAAUUCUAAACAUUCUAUGAAUGGCUUAAAAAAAGGAAAUAAAAGAUUGCCAUAUUAUACCAAAAGAAUAGAUGGUGAAUUAAUGUUAUUUGCCGGACUUUAUGAUUGCGUAACAUUCGAGUCAUCGGAAGAAAAAGGAGAAACAGGAAAAGAAGAGUUAUACACUUUUACAAUAAUUACAACAAAAUCAUCAAAGCAAUUAUCAUUUCUUCAUGAUCGUAUGCCA
Molecule: messenger RNA, 415 nt
Organism: Entrophospora sp. SA101
Lineage: Eukaryota; Fungi; Glomeromycota; Glomeromycetes; Entrophosporales; Entrophosporaceae
Source: the annotation of a GenBank genome assembly